Messenger RNA from Paraphaeosphaeria sporulosa, 1717 nucleotides. RefSeq lists its product as uncharacterized. Gene Ontology annotation, molecular function: zinc ion binding; DNA-binding transcription activator activity, RNA polymerase II-specific. The coding region runs from base 283 to 1626 and encodes 447 amino acids. Lineage: Eukaryota; Fungi; Ascomycota; Dothideomycetes; Pleosporales; Didymosphaeriaceae. Gene Ontology annotation, biological process: regulation of transcription by RNA polymerase II. The transcript has 4 exons. The record is from RefSeq and is a predicted model, not a curated record.
CACUCUUCCUUGUCGACGAUCUCAUAACGUCUGCCAGUGGCAGCAAAGACAGCUUAGCGCCUGUGAGAGAUCUACCAGCCAAUAAUUUGAGGGGGAUUCCUCUGAAAGACUGCUGCUCUGGCUCUGCACCCCCUCCGGCCCGUACUCCAGCUCGGAUUCGCAUUCUCACCUCUUCCCCCAACCGGCGGCCACGGCACAAGCGCAAGUCUAACGGUCAAGCCGGUGGCUACCAAACGCCUCAGGUGCCCUUCUAUUCGUUGCAGCUCCCGAGAUCUAGGCCCGAUGCCGCGGUUGGGCCACAAGAAGUCAAGAACGGGGUGUCGCCAAUGCAAAGCGAGGCAUGUCAAGUGCGAUGAACUCAAACCGUGCUCCAACUGCGCAAGACACGGUGUUCUGUGUAGCCUGAUAGAUCCGAACGCGCCCCCGCCUGUCCCAACUUUAGCAAGCAGCAGUAGCAGCAGCAGCAGCGCGCUGAAAAAGACUGCGAAGCCCAAGACCGAACUUGAAGACGGCAGUGUACUGUCAGCGAUACCUUCGAAGAAUGUCGACCAAUCAACAGUUACGGAACCAUCAGAUGGGGACUCGCCUAGAUCAGGGUCGGAUCAUUUCCCUUUCAUCACAAACUUUGUGAAACGACGUGAGAUUAGCGAGGCAGAUCUAUGGCUUUACGAUUUGGAAGCAAUGCAUCACUGGAUGACCGAUGGCGUCGAAACGUUGUCGCUAUCACCACACAGCACACACAUCUGGAGGACUGUAGUCUCGAAAGAAGGCCUCAAGCAGACAUUUCUGCUACACGAGAUCCUCGCAUUGUCGUCGUUCCAGUUGGCUCACAACAAGCCAGAACGACGAGCGGACUACUAUGCGGCCGGUACACAUCAUCAAGACCACGCCCUUCGUGGCAUGCGAAAGCUGCUUCAGAACAUCACAGAGGAGAACGCACCGUCGGCAUUCGCUGCUUCUACACUGAUCCCAAUAUCGGUCUUUGCAUCGAGAGGAUUAGACGCAGUAGAUCCAGAUGCCCAGCCUCACAACGCACUUGACGAUCUCGCCGAUAUCUUCAACUUGAUUCAGGGCAUCGGUCGGGUGAUGGCCGCCGCACAGAUGGGCAUCAUGAUGAGCGGGCCCUUCCAGCACCUCUUCAGAGACCCUGUCCACGAGACCGCCCCGCAGCCCCUCUUCCAAAAGAUCCUCGAGCGCAUCCCCAUCCUCACCGCUCUCUUCGACGAGGACGAGUCCCUCGACGAAGACUCGAGUCGCGACCUCCUCGGGUUCGUCACGGGCAUGCGCGAAAACCUGCUGCGCUGCAGCAAGCCCUGCAUGGAGAAUCGCGACAUGCGCUUCCUCUUCUACUGGCCGUUCCACCUCAGUCCGAACUUCAUGUUCGGGCUACGCCAGCGCUCCCCCGGCGCCCUCGUCAUCAUCAUGCACUGGACCAUCAUCGUGGCCUUCGCGGCUCGCACAUACUGGUUCCUGCGGGGUUGGGCGGACCGCAUCGUCAAAGCCGUGACAGACGAAUUGACCGAAGAGCCCUGGCGCGAGGCGAUUGAGUGGCCGCUGAUGCAUAUCGACGCGCAGCGGGUGGUGCCGCCGCCUGCGAUCCCCGAGGUCGAGAACCUGGAGAUCUAAGCCGCGAGAUGGCAUGCAAUAUGCGAUGUAUCGAUUAUGUCUAUCCUUGAUGGUUGUUUGUUCCCGCGAGAUGCAUCGCGCGGCCGGGUAC